AAUGUUUGAGUCCACCUGUGAGCCGGUGCUGCUUCUUACCGGCUGCUGCUGCAGGGGGAGCAAAACGUAACUCGAGAGUUUACGACAAUUUACCCCCAUUUGCGGCAUAAACACAUGGACGCUUGAGCUACGAAAGCAUGGGAGGUCAAAAGUUAUGAUUCAAGUCUGUAUCAGCAACGGCACAUAACACGGACACAUGGCCAGCUCCAUGGUGGCGGUGGGACUGGCCCUGGCAGCUGCUGGAUUUGCAGGUCGAUAUGCCAUGCACGCCAUCAAGCAAAUGGAGCCUCAAGUGAAACAGGCCCUUAAGAGUUUCCCCAAUUCGGCUUUUGGAGGAGGGUACUACAGAGGUGGAUUUGAACCAAAGAUGACAAAAAGAGAGGCCGCACUUGUUUUAGGUGUCAGUCCAACAGCCAACAAAAUUAAGAUCAGAGAGGCCCAUCGAAAACUCAUGAUCCUGAACCAUCCCGAUAGAGGUGGAUCUCCGUAUAUUGCCGCAAAAAUAAAUGAAGCAAAGGACCUGAUGGACGGACAGGCCAAGAAGUAGAAGUGAAGCUGAAUAAGCAUUACGGCUCUCCUCAUUUCUGCUGUUGCACUGGCAUACUUGAACGAGCACUUGCUUUUCUAUUUUUUUCUCAAAAUAAAAAAUAGGUGGGAUAAAAAAAAUAAAAAUCACACUGUACUAACUGGAAAUUGAAUUAUUCAUCAUUAUAUGCUGUGUCUCACUAAUUAACACUGACAUUUGGAGAAUUUUUAUACAGUUCAUACAUUCUUGAUGUAGCAACUAUUUACUGAGCUGGAAUGGACAGACAAACUACAAUAAAGAAAAAAACUCCA
Messenger RNA from Menidia menidia (Atlantic silverside), 837 nucleotides. NCBI's taxonomy places the organism in Eukaryota, Metazoa, Chordata, Actinopteri, Atheriniformes, Atherinopsidae. The record is from the annotation of a GenBank genome assembly.